Molecule: messenger RNA, 2208 nt
Organism: Bicyclus anynana (squinting bush brown)
Lineage: Eukaryota; Metazoa; Arthropoda; Insecta; Lepidoptera; Nymphalidae
Product: caveolin-3-like
Exons: 3
Coding region: 1000-1443 (147 amino acids)
Biological process (GO): caveola assembly
Cellular component (GO): caveola
Molecular function (GO): molecular adaptor activity
Source: RefSeq, a predicted model, not a curated record
AAACUACUAGAAAUAUAAACAUAGAAUGUUGAAAGCAGCAAUGUAUGGGGAACAUCGCGAAGGUUACCGACGAGCCGAGCAUGCGCAUUGACUAAGGUUGAAAAGAUUGCUGAAAGCUGAAAGGGUUUUCAGUAAGUAACGGAGCGUGUUGAGUAGUGUUGUGACCUACCGGGUGGAUACUUCCGAUUCUGAAGACGUGAUUCGAUCACGUUACGAUUUUUUCGGAAUAGAUUCAUUAUUAUUUAGUGUUGGGUUGUAGUAUCUUGCGAGUAAAUUGGUUUAUUUCAAUAGAUUAAUUAAAUACCAAAACAACAAUAUUUUUCUAUUUUCCGUGAAAAUUUGAUAAGAGGCAGUUAAAUGUCAAUCGUUCGUUGUUGAGUCCACAACUUCUGAAGUUGCUUUGAUGUCUAAGUGAGAGUACAUUGAGGGUAUUUCGAUUAAUUCCAAAAUAUACCUAGAUAGCUAGUAGGAAUACAUAUGUAUUAUGUGGUAGGGAGAAUUAUAAGGCGCACGUAUUUUUAGGAAAUUCGUCAAAAAUUUGUUACUCUUUGUUAUUUAUUUUAAUUAUAGUCUUCUUGUUACUACUAUCACAGAAAACAUAAUUAUGUGCAAGUACUACUACAUAAAUAGAUGGUAGUGUUUGCCCGAUUAUCGACAAAAUUGAUAUUUAUCGUAGGUUAUAAAGUAAUUUCUUUAGUGAUUUUUAUGUUUACUAGUAAGUAAUUUCAUCGUACUUUUUACUAGGAAGCGAAGUACAUAAUAUAGAGUCGUGUAUAAACUACAAACCGAUGCUAUAAAAAUAAAAUGGAAAGGGUUGUAAGCACCGACAGCUGAAAAUUCAUAUAUCUGCCGCUAAAUAAGGCGGGAAUCCCGCAUCACGUGUCCGACUGAGUCAAGCUGUUACCCGAAAUACCAGAACCCACCACACCGCCGGCUCUCGGCCCGGCGGGUGAGCGGGCUGAGAGCAAGCGGCGGCUGCAGUUCUUCCCCCGGGCGAGCAUGGCUAAGCCUGACAACGGGGUGCACGAGACUCUAGAAGAUCGGGAUCCUAAUGGGCUUAACCCACAUAUACAGAUCGUAUGGGACGACAUAGUGGGCGAGCCCGAGGGCGCGCGCAGCCCGGAGUGCGCGUGGCGCCUCAGCCACCUGUGCUUCAAGCACUCGCGCAACGCUUGCUACACGCUGCUGGCCGUGCUGGCCGCGCCGCCCUGCGCGCUGCUGCUGGGCUGCGGCUUCGCGUGCCUGGCGUUCGAGCAAAUAUGGUGCACGACGCCCUGUCUGAGAUGUUUGAAGAUAUACUGGGCAUCACUGAGGACGUUCGUGCAGUCUUGUAUGGCGGCGACAGUGGCGCCCACUAUGGAAGCAGUCGGCCAUGUUUGCCGCCACAUACGCGUCAACUUGAGACGCGACGCUGCAGAGGACCGCGAUUUAUUGAUAAUAUAGACUAGAAAAAUUAUACUAUGACUAUGUGUCUAAAAAUUCUAGUAGAUAUUAUAAGAGAUACGAUUAUUUAACAUUCAACGGUGUACCCACCUACCUACCAACAAACAAAUUAGGGAUUGCAUGAUUCUUAAUUUGAAUUGUGUGAAAACAUAAACAAAUUAUAUAUUUUUUUUUUGUUUAUCUGUUACCUAAGAAAAUAAUAAUAGAUUAUUAUGCAGUAGGUAAAUAUUAAUAAGAAAUUUUAGUGAAGAAGCAGACAUCUGUUUAUAUUUUGAAAAUAAAAGCAGUAUUUUCGGUGUUUUCCAUGUAAAAUUAAUAUUAUACUAUAAUUUAUAAGGAAUAAUAGUUAAUUAUUUAAAAAAAUAUUUAUAAUACCAUAACCUAUAUUUAAUUAGAUGCCGUAAGUGCCUUUUUUAAUAUCAUGUAAAAAUAUGAGAUAAAUAAAUUUGUGUCGUGUUGGAGACGAACAUGUUACAUACCUAUAUUUAUAUACCUAUAUAUUUUUACUGGUCAAAUCAUUAUAUGGGUUCAAAUGUUUUUACAAUUUUGUUGAGAAGAACGUGUUCUGUAUUUUUAAAGGUGCCUCCUGCUUGCCUACAAAUCAUUAAUUUUAUUACGCAAUUUACAAUAGCAUCGAAAUGUAUUUUCACAUAAAUUUAUAGUCUGUGGUAUUAAAAAAAAUGUGUGACAAUUUGAAAAAUGCACAAAUCCACAACGUGAAUAAAUAAAAAAAAAAAAACAAAAACGCGCGAAAGUUUUUAUUUU